AUGCUGAAGCCUGUAGGCAGAAUAUUACUGACACAUAGACUCUCCGUUACGGAAUGAAUAUAGUUUACUGUCUCGAUGAAUUAGCCUUGGAGGAAAUUUAGUGAAACAUUUGCCUUAUAUAUAAGCCUUAUUUUUCACACCGGAGAACAUUUUUACGACGCGGGGAAUCAGCCACUGCCUCAAUGGAAAUAUCGUCCUGAUGCUUUUUCCUCUCAUGAGCUGCUUCACUGGACAACUAAGAUAGAAAAAAAAAACUAUUUUCAACCUCUUAUUUGAUUUUUUUUCUUACUGUCGCUGCGGAUAAAUAAUUUCUUAACGCAUGGUGCUGUGAUAUAUCCUCUUAUAAAACUGUAGGGAUAGUGGACAGACGUCACACGGGCAUAGCAACCUCUCCGUGAUGGAUAAUGCUCAUACUAAGACGGUGGAGGAGGUUUUGGGCUUCUUCAGCGUGAAUGAGUCUACAGGUCUGAGCUGUGAGCAGCUGAAGAAGAACAGGGAGAGAUGGGGACCCAACGAACUGCCAGCUGAAGAGGGAAAAUCACUCUGGGAGCUGGUCUUGGAACAGUUUGAGGAUCUGCUAGUCCGCAUCUUGCUGCUCGCUGCGUGCAUCUCCUUUACCCUGGCAUGGUUCGAAGAAGGAGAGGGGACGAUCACAGCCUUUGUUGAACCCUUCGUCAUCCUCCUCAUCCUCAUCGCCAAUGCUAUCGUUGGAGUAUGGCAGGAGCGUAAUGCAGAGAACGCCAUCGAGGCACUGAAGGAGUACGAGCCUGAGAUGGGAAAGGUUUACCGACAAGACAAGAAGAGCGUCCAGAGAGUCCGAGCCCGAGACAUAGUCCCUGGAGACAUUGUGGAAGUCGCUGUGGGUGAUAAGGUCCCUGCAGACAUCAGGCUGACGUCCAUCCGCUCCACCACCCUGAGGGUGGACCAGUCCAUUCUGACGGGGGAGUCUGUAUCGGUGCUCAAACACACAGAUCCUGUACCCGAUCCCCGAGCUGUCAACCAGGACAAGAAGAACAUGCUCUUCUCUGGGACCAACAUUGCAGCGGGGCGAGCCAUCGGCGUUGUCGUGGCAACAGGGGUGCAGACAGAGAUCGGGAAAAUCCGGGAUGAGAUGGCCUCCACUGACCCUGAAAGAACCCCGCUGCAGCAGAAACUGGACCAGUUUGGAGAACAGCUGUCGAAGGUGAUCAGUGUGAUCUGUGUGGCCGUUUGGGCGAUCAACGUGGGACACUUUAAUGACCCGGUGCACGGAGGCAGCUGGCUGAGAGGAGCUGUUUACUACUUCAAGAUCGCUGUCGCCCUCGCUGUAGCUGCAAUACCUGAAGGUCUCCCUGCUGUCAUAACGACCUGUCUGGCUCUGGGCACGAGGAGGAUGGCAAGGAAGAAUGCCAUCGUCCGCAGCCUGCCGUCAGUGGAGACGCUGGGCUGCACCUCAGUGAUCUGCUCGGACAAGACGGGAACUCUGACCACCAACCAGAUGUCCGUCUACAGGAUGUUCGUUGUAGACAGUGUGUCAGGAGAGCGCUGCCGACUGAACGAGUUCUCAGUGACUGGAUCUACUUACGCCCCUGAAGGGGAAGUUUAUAAAGAUGGCUCCCUGGUGAAGUGCAGUCAAUAUGAUGGAUUGGUGGAGAUGGCCUCCAUCUGUGCUCUGUGCAAUGACUCAUCACUAGACUACAAUGAGGCAAAGGGAGCAUUUGAGAAGGUUGGGGAGGCCACAGAGACCGCCCUCUGCUGUCUGGUGGAGAAAAUGAACGUGUUUGAUACUGACCUGAGAGGACUGAGCCCGUCUGAGAGAGCUACAGCCUGCUGCUCUGUGAUAAAGCAGCUGAUGAGGAAGGAAUUGACGCUGGAGUUCUCCAGAGACAGGAAGUCCAUGUCUGUCUUCUGCUCUUCCAACAAACUCACCCGCUCUGCAUCUGGAGCCAAAAUGUUUAUAAAGGGAGCUCCAGAGAGCGUGUUGGAGCGCUGCAACUACGUCCGUGUCAGCGGCACAUCCCGUGUGCCUCUGAGCGCGGCGGUUCGAGAGCAGCUCCUGUCCAAUGUGCGGGAGUGGGGAUCAGGAAGAGACACACUGCGCUGCCUCGCCAUGGCAACAAGGGACGCACCCCCUGACAUCCACAGCCUGAACCUGGAGAACUCAGCUGGCUUCUGUAACUAUGAGUCUGAUCUGACCUUUGUGGGCUGUGUGGGCAUGUUGGACCCCCCCAGGAAAGAAGUCCUCACUGCGGUCCGAAUGUGUCGGCAGGCUGGCAUUAGAGUCAUCAUGAUCACAGGUGACAACAAAGGCACCGCCCUGUCGAUCUGUCGCAGGGUUGGCAUCAUCACAGAGCAGGAGGAGGAGGACGGCUCAGGGUUCAGCGGGGGUCUGACGGGCCGAGAGUUUGAUGAGCUGCCUCCUCACAUUCAGCGUCAGGCCUGCAGGACGGCCAGGUGCUUCGCCCGGGUCGAACCGGCACACAAGAGUCGCAUAGUGGAGUACCUGCAGAGCCUGGGUGACAUCACGGCCAUGACGGGUGAUGGGGUGAACGACGCGCCGGCGCUGAAGAAGGCCGAGAUCGGCAUAGCUAUGGGCAGCGGCACGGCCGUGGCAAAGUCGGCUUCAGAGAUGAUCCUGGCUGACGACAACUUCUCCACCAUUGUGGCCGCUGUCGAGGAGGGCAGAGCCAUCUACAACAACAUGAAGCAGUUCAUCAGAUACCUGAUCUCCUCCAACAUCGGAGAGGUCGUCUGUAUUUUUCUGACCGCUGCGCUCGGCAUGCCUGAAGCUCUUAUCCCGGUCCAGCUGCUCUGGGUAAACCUGGUCACCGAUGGUUUCCCGGCUACCGCUCUGGGCUUCAACCCUCCAGACCUGGACAUCAUGUCCCGCCCUCCCCGCUCCCCCAAAGAGCCUCUGAUCUCCGGCUGGUUGUUCCUCCGCUACCUCAUUAUUGGAUGCUAUGUUGGAGCAGCGACUGUCGGAGCAGCGGCCUGGUGGUUCAUGGCAGCACACGACGGACCCAAACUUACCUUCUUUCAGCUGUCUCACUAUCUGCAGUGCAGUGAAGGACAUGUUGAGUUUGCUGGUGUUCAGUGUUCAGUCUUUGAGUCUCCUUACCCCAUGACCAUGGCGCUGUCCGUCCUGGUUACCAUAGAGAUGUGCAAUGCCUUGAACAGUCUCUCCGAGAACCAGUCCCUGCUGAAGAUGCCUCCCUGGUCGAACCCCUGGCUGGUGGGCGCCAUCUGCCUGUCCAUGGCUCUACACUUCCUCAUUCUUUAUGUCGACCCCCUGCCGGUGGUAUUCCAGAUCCGCCCUCUGUCGUGGCCUCAGUGGGUGGUGGUCCUGAAGAUGUCGAUCCCCGUCAUCCUGAUGGACGAGGUGCUUAAGUUCCUCGCCCGAAACUUCAUCGAGCCAGGAAGCCAGAUCCAGUCGCUGGAAGAGGAGGAGGAGGAGCUGCAGAGGACAGGGGCGAGCACGGGAUUGGUAGGUGCCGUGGUGACGAGGCUGCGUCAGUCAGUGAAGGGCGUGUCCUGGUCGUUCGUCAUGAUCUCUGCGCCUCUGAUAAUCUGGAUCUUCAGCCUGGACUCUGACAUCACCAACAUCUUCUGGGAGUGAUGAGAGAUCAGAGAGGUUCGAUGGACUGUGAGAGAGGCAGUGAUUGAAGAAAGAGGAAGAAGACCAAAAAGCAGAGGAUUGUGGGAUGUUGUGAAGAAGAAUGAGGCGAGGUGAGAAGGCGAGCAAAGGCGAUAAACACUUUGCUACCAUGCAGGAAUGUAAGAGGUGAAGAGUGAAAAAAAUUACCCGACUGAAAAUCAGAAAACAACGAGAAGGAACAUCUCUGUGUCCGUAAAAAGGUGCUCUGUGUAACUGAAGGUUUGUCAUUAAAUUCUCGCAGAGUUGUAUGGCCACGCCUUUUUUGGCUCUAAGGCGCCAACAUGUCAGCUUGAUCAACUGAAAAACAUCCUUGUCAGCAGCCUGAAACGCUGUGCGUCAGUGCUAAUACAGCAUGCUAACCUUUGCAUCAUAAAACUAAAUUAAUCCACUGACACGGGUAGAAGUAAGUCGACAUAGCGAGCAUGAACACAAAGGUCACCGGCCUAUAAAAUAGUUUUCCCGAUACCAGAAUUUUAAACUUUGAUCUGAAACUCUAACGAUAUCUCUCCCUGUUUCGAUACCGCAGCAACAAAAAAAUGACCUCCUGCGCACCCAAAAUUAUUUUGUAAAUGAGAUAUAUCUCAAAAUAAAUGAUGUCCCCUAAAUGAUCUUUAAUAAUCCAGAAGAAGUGUGUGCUGGUGUCUCUAUCUGACAUUGUUUUUUUCGCCAUCUGUAUUUUCUUUUUUGGCACAUUCAUGGGCGUCAGUGUUUGUGCAUCUGCUUGAUGCCGCGCCACUAAAAACCAAUCGGUGUUUAGAUUUCCCGACUACCUGAAAUGCAUCAUACCUCCAUUUAACAAACAUUUUACAAGUUGUUUUCUUUCACCUUAAAGACAGACUUGAUACAGCUUGUACUUUUUGAUUUUAUAAGUGUGCAUCGUGAUGUUAUUUCAUCAUACAUGCUAUUCCAAAGCACCUGGAAGUCGUCUAAAGCUAACUGCUGGCCACACCAGAAUUACAAAGAAUUUGAAGUCCGUUCCCCAGAGGUAUAUCUCGUCUGUCAUGCGGAGAUUGCUGAUUGGUCCUAACCAAACUGAAUUUGACACCUUCCUGCAUGUUUUUCGCUGAGGUGUGGACGUGUUCAUACAUUUUUUUAAAGAGUGAAACUGCUGUUAAACAACCAGAAAAUAACAUCUUAUUAUCACUGCUUUGUCAUGAGCGGCGCUCUCUCCCUCUUCUUUAUCUCGAUGUCACUCUGGAUCUGUUUUGUUUAUAAGCUUUGGUCAUUUUCUUUACCAUCGAACGUAAAAGCAACAGAGAUUUUAUUGUUUAACACACCUGGUUUUGAAAAGUAUUAAAUAUUGUUAAAAACAUUACAGAGUCACAGGCGAGUCCUUAAGGGAGUCAUCAUUCUUGCAAAACUGUAAACGAAUGCAUAAACAGAUCUGCAGAUAUUUACACUAAUUAGUUCAUACUUACACAGUUCUUAAUGGAUCUAUUUACGCAUUUACAAACAGUUUGGCACCAAUUAUAUCUCCCUAGAGCAAUAAAACCGUCACUCACACCGAUUAGUUUUGUUAUCAGGUAUACAUGCCUUAUAGGUCAGGCUGUAGUUACACCACUGUUUGAUAUUUGAUGACUUUAGAUGAUCUCUACUACAAACAAACUGAAGACAAAAAGCUACACAUUGCACCUUUUCUACGAGAGGUCCAAGCGGACAUGCAUCAUUCCAUCAGUACAUUUUACAUCCCGUGAUAAAGAGUCAAUUCUCUCAAGAUGUCUUCUUAUUUAUCCCGUCAUCUUGGGGUUACAUCGCUGGUUUUCUCGUUAUAACGGGUGAAUUUCAGUUGUUGUGUAUGUGUGUGUGUGUGUGUGUGUGUGUGUGUGCGUGCAAGACAUCAAGAAUUUAACUUGUUAGGGAGAUCUUGAGAAACAAAAGAAAUUAACUUGUUAUCACAGGACAACGGAGUAAAAUUAAAAUGUGUGGAUGUAUGUCCACUUACUGGCUUUUCAGGGUUAAUUGUCUGGUUGAAAAGUGAGCGUAUUACAGCGGGAAAAGAGAGAAAGCGUUGGUUUGUCCAGAGUCGAACACGCACACAAAAACACACACAAACCGACCCUACGUCCACUAUGUAAUUCACCAGUAAUAACAUGCUCAGCGAGAUGGAUGAGAUGUACAGUAGAAUCCCUCUUAAGAUCACUGCAGCGUACUUCAUGCUGUAAAAAAAACACAGUAAUGUCCGCAAACAAACAUUCAAACCUGCGUGGAAGGACUGGUAGAAUGCAUGUCAACGCACGUCACUCUUUUCUAACAUGUUUCAAACGAUCGGCCCAAGUCUGUGUGUGAGUCAGAAACGCGUUAUUUUCCUGCAGUCGGGUACAUGCAAGUAUGUACACAAAAAAAAUUUGCUUCAAAUAUCUAAAUGUUGAGAGUAGAGUUCACACAUCUCAGAAUUUAGAUCGUUGAAGGCCAGUUGCUCAGACCCUCACACUGAUUUAUGGUUCAGGACCCUUCACUCUGUCUUUUCUUUUCUUACUUUUACGCAGCUCUGUAAGUAGAUUUCCUUAGCCGGCAGCCGCAACACAGGCUGUGAUGGCCUCGACAUAAUCCUUGGUGGCAAACGUUGCUGCUCAAAGUGCGUCAACUAAAAGUGCUUUGAUCGGAUUGUCUCAGAAUCCCUGCAGAAUUAGACCCUUUCGUCGACAGAAACAUCCAUUGCAACACAAUCUUCAAACUCACCACUCCGUUGAUAAAAACUGCGAUUUUGCAUCACAGAAUAAGGGGGGUGUUGUGGCGCCGUGUGGCCCAGCGGUUUAGUCACACGCCCCAUCUACAGAGGCAGUGGUCCUCGUCGCAGCGACCGUUGGUUUGAAUCCUACGGCCGCUGCACGUCUUUCCCCACUCUCUCCUCCCAACACUUCCUGUCUCCUUUCAGCUGUCCUAUCUACUACAGGUCAAAGUGGCCUAAUAAUUGAACCCUAACACUAAGUCAAACACUAACAGACAUCUGACUGGAAACUUGUGUUUUCAAAUCAGCUAAAUCGCUCUUUUUGUCAUCGGAGUUUGUUUGCUAUUAAGAGCGGGAUUUAACCGUGUGUUGUCUCGUAAAAAUCAUCUUCUGCCUCCACAAAAAGGUAUGCAUUUUCGAUCAGGCAUAUUUCCCGCAUAAAUCAUGUUGCCGCCAUUACAGCCUGUUUCUAGGCUGCAGUCUGAAGCAAUAUAUUGAAGCGACUGUAAAACUUUUGUACCUAUUAUUAGUCCUUUAAACCCCAAAAUAUGUAAUUAAAGGGUCUUUGAGCCUUCACACCAGGAUGAAGGAAUUCAGUUUAUCCUGAUUAAAACACUUUGAUUUAUUAUUUCUAUUCAUGGUUAGGGGUAAGAGCGUGUUGUUUAGGUAGAGUCAGUAUCUAAUAAUGUCACUGCUACAUGUGUGGACUCAUGGUUUUUGGUGUAUUUGUACUUUAUUUUUAUCACUCUUGCUCUGCAACACUUUUUGUCGCUUUCUUUGUUUUCUUUGCUUUUGCAGUUUCAGACGCAGGAUUUCAGUCUGUUUUGACCAACAGAAACCUGAUUACUUAAUCUUACCCUCUUCAUGCGCUGAACCUGACACUGAGGGUUAUGAUGAAAUGAUGUUUUGUUCUUUUUUUUUUAUCAGUGGCCUGUCUGCCAUUUUCUCUGGUGAUGUCAUUGUGACAUCCGUUUGCCAUUGAAGGGAUUUUUUUGUAUCUUUUAUUCGAUGUUGAUUCAUGUAUUCCUAGUAACUUUUGUUUCGUCACAUUUUCCACGAUGACCACGGUGAGGGGGAAACAAAUGCUCGUGUUAUGACAGGUAAUUGAAAUAAUUAAAUUGUGAUUAUAUCCUCA
This is a messenger RNA of Labrus mixtus (cuckoo wrasse), 7437 nucleotides long. Its product is annotated as sarcoplasmic/endoplasmic reticulum calcium ATPase 2. Bases 398 to 3595 code for a protein of 1065 amino acids. Gene Ontology annotation, biological process: calcium ion transmembrane transport; intracellular calcium ion homeostasis. Gene Ontology annotation, cellular component: membrane. The transcript has 24 exons. The record is from RefSeq and is a predicted model, not a curated record. Gene Ontology annotation, molecular function: P-type calcium transporter activity; ATP hydrolysis activity; ATP binding. NCBI's taxonomy places the organism in Eukaryota, Metazoa, Chordata, Actinopteri, Labriformes, Labridae.